GCCGAGCCUCGCUGCCCGCCGCCCGCCGGGGAGCGGGAGCCGUCGCGGCGCCUGCGCGCAGCAGAGGCGGCGGCAGCGGCCUGAGGAGCCCCGCGGGGAGAAGCGGCGGUGGGGUUGCGGUGCUUUGACGCGGCGCUGGGCGGCCGUGAUCGCUCGCCACCAUGCCGGCGGUAUCGAAGGGCGAUGGGAUGCGAGGCUUGGCCGUCUUCAUCUCCGAUAUCCGCAACUGCAAAAGCAAAGAAGCAGAGAUAAAGAGAAUAAAUAAAGAACUAGCAAACAUUCGGUCAAAAUUUAAAGGAGACAAGGCUCUGGAUGGUUACAGUAAGAAAAAAUAUGUCUGCAAGCUGCUUUUCAUCUUUCUCUUGGGGCAUGACAUUGACUUUGGUCACAUGGAGGCUGUAAACCUGCUCAGUUCCAAUAGAUACACAGAAAAGCAAAUUGGGUAUCUCUUCAUCUCCGUACUAGUGAACUCUAACAGCGAGCUGAUUCGCUUAAUAAACAACGCGAUCAAGAAUGAUCUGGCAAGCCGCAACCCUACCUUCAUGGGGCUAGCUCUGCAUUGUAUUGCUAACGUGGGUAGCCGGGAGAUGGCGGAAGCAUUUGCUGGAGAGAUUCCAAAAAUACUUGUAGCUGGAGAUACUAUGGAUAGUGUGAAGCAGAGUGCUGCCUUAUGCUUGCUGCGUUUGUAUAGAACUUCUCCCGACCUUGUCCCCAUGGGAGACUGGACGUCCAGAGUGGUACAUCUCCUCAAUGACCAGCACUUGGGUGUGGUUACUGCAGCUACAAGUCUGAUCACCACUUUGGCACAGAAGAACCCAGAAGAGUUUAAAACUUCAGUCUCCUUGGCUGUGUCUAGAUUAAGCAGAAUUGUAACUUCUGCAUCAACAGAUCUUCAGGACUAUACGUAUUACUUUGUUCCUGCUCCUUGGCUAUCUGUGAAACUUCUGAGGCUCUUACAGUGCUAUCCACCUCCAGAAGACCCUGCGGUACGUGGUCGUCUCACAGAAUGCCUGGAAACUAUUCUUAACAAAGCACAGGAGCCACCAAAGUCAAAGAAAGUACAACACUCAAAUGCGAAGAAUGCUGUGCUGUUUGAGGCAAUAAGUUUAAUUAUACAUCACGACAGUGAGCCAAAUCUACUAGUCCGUGCCUGUAACCAGCUAGGUCAGUUCUUGCAGCACCGAGAAACUAAUUUGCGUUACCUAGCACUGGAAAGCAUGUGCACGCUUGCCAGCUCUGAAUUCUCACAUGAGGCUGUGAAAACACACAUAGAAACUGUUAUCAAUGCAUUAAAGACUGAAAGAGAUGUGAGCGUACGACAAAGAGCUGUAGAUCUCCUGUAUGCAAUGUGUGACCGAAGCAAUGCCCAACAGAUUGUGGCUGAAAUGCUGAAUUAUUUGGAGACUGCUGAUUAUUCCAUUAGAGAAGAAAUUGUACUGAAAGUUGCAAUUCUAGCUGAGAAGUAUGCAGUGGAUUAUACCUGGUAUGUGGAUACAAUAUUGAAUCUGAUUCGCAUUGCCGGUGACUAUGUCAGUGAAGAAGUAUGGUACCGAGUUAUUCAGAUUGUCAUCAACAGAGAUGAUGUUCAAGGGUAUGCAGCAAAGACCGUUUUUGAGGCCCUUCAAGCUCCAGCAUGCCAUGAGAAUCUUGUGAAAGUAGGUGGCUACAUCUUGGGAGAAUUUGGAAAUCUGAUAGCAGGUGAUCCAAGAUCAAGUCCCCUCAUCCAAUUCAACUUGCUACAUUCCAAGUUUCAUCUGUGUAGUGUUCCUACCCGAGCUCUGCUUCUGUCUACCUACAUCAAGUUUGUGAACCUGUUUCCAGAAAUCAAAACUACAAUUCAAGAUGUAUUGCGCAGUGACAGUCAGCUAAAGAAUGCUGAUGUUGAGCUGCAGCAGAGAGCUGUUGAGUAUUUGAGGCUCAGUACUAUUGCCAGUACUGAUAUAUUGGCUACAGUGCUAGAAGAAAUGCCUCCCUUUCCAGAGAGGGAAUCUUAUUUGGCUAAACUCAAGAAGAAGAAAGGUCCAGGCACAGUUACUGACCUGGAAGAGAUCAAAAAGAGGAGCUCUGAUAUGAAUGGAAGUGCUGAACCUGCCUCAGUCAAUGCCAGUGCUGUUUCUACUCCUUCUCCAUCUGCGGAUCUGCUGGGUCUGGGUGCAGCCCCUCUCACCAAUUCAGCUCCCCCACCUUCCUCUAGUGGUAGCCUCCUGGUGGAUGUAUUUUCAGAUUCAGCUUCUGCUGUUGCACCUCUUGCUCCUGGUUCUGACGACAACUUUGCGAGCCCUGACCUGGCUUCAUCUGAGGUAGUUUCUGAGGAACCAGCUGAUACUGUGCAUGAUGCUGAUGAGCUUUUUCACAAGUUUGUGUGUAAAAAUAACGGAGUCUUAUUUGAAAAUCAAUUACUACAAAUUGGAUUGAAAUCUGAAUUUCGACAGAACCUGGGACGUAUGUUCAUAUUCUAUGGUAAUAAGACAUCAACACAGUUCUUGAAUUUUACUCCAACAGUAAUCUGCUCAGAUGACCUUCAGCCAAGCCUGAAUCUUCAGACAAAGCCUGUUGACCCCACAGUGGAUGGAGGUGCACAGGUUCAACAGGUUGUGAACAUUGAGUGUGUGUCAGACUUCAUGGAAGCUCCAAUCCUGAACAUUCAAUUCAGGUACGGGGGAACAUUCCAAAAUCUUUCAGUAAAAUUACCCAUUACGCUGAAUAAAUUUUUUCAGCCAACAGAGAUGUCUUCUCAAGACUUUUUCCAGCGUUGGAAGCAACUGAGCAAUCCUAAACAAGAAGUACAGAAUAUCUUUAAAGCAAAACACCCAAUGGAUGCAGAGAUCACAAAAGCAAAGAUAAUUGGCUUUGGAUCGGCCCUACUUGAGGAGGUCGAUCCCAAUCCUGCUAACUUUGUUGGUGCUGGUAUCAUACAUACAAAAACUACUCAGAUUGGAUGCUUGCUGCGCCUUGAACCCAACCUUCAGGCACAGAUGUAUAGGCUCACACUACGAACAAGUAAAGAAGCUGUAUCUCAGAGAUUAUGUGAAUUGCUGUCAGAACAGUUUUAAUACUAACCAUGACAGUUUUGUUUUUCCAUUUAUAUCAUUGUCAUCAUACUGCAAAUAAAUGUCUUGUACA
Messenger RNA from Cygnus olor (mute swan), 3123 nucleotides. RefSeq names its product adaptor related protein complex 2 subunit alpha 2 (gene AP2A2). Gene Ontology annotation, biological process: intracellular protein transport; clathrin-dependent endocytosis. The record is from RefSeq and is a predicted model, not a curated record. Gene Ontology annotation, cellular component: AP-2 adaptor complex; membrane coat. NCBI's taxonomy places the organism in Eukaryota, Metazoa, Chordata, Aves, Anseriformes, Anatidae. Gene Ontology annotation, molecular function: clathrin-cargo adaptor activity.